UCAGGCGAUGACGUAAUACACAAAAACAUGGUUCCCUUGUUUUGAAUCUGUUCCGCGUGCUAAGUGCUCCUUUAACUUUACCCACGCGCGAGGAUGCUCGCCCCGAGCUGAGUGACUGCAAAAAAACAACCCAGAGAGAUGAUGGCGCAGACCAACGAAACGUGCGCCGAGUCUGGACGAAGGCUGCGCUCCAUCUGCCGGAGGAUGUACGAUGAAAACGAAGACUUUUCUGACGUGGAGGAAAUCGAAAACGUCCGAGGCUUCAGCGUGGAGGAGAAGCUCUCCAGUGACAGAUACACCGCGGACUAUGUCCACUUGAUGGAGGGCAAAGACUUCACUUAUGAGUACGUGCAGAAGGAGGCCCUCAGGACUCCACUCAUUUUUAAGGAGAAAGCUGAAUUAGGAAUCAGAAUGCCUGAUCCAGAGUUCACAGUCAGUGAAAUUAAAGGAUUAGUCGGAAGUCGACGCUCCGUAGAUGUUAUGGACGUGAGCACGCAAAAAGGCUCCGAAAUGAGCAUGGCUCAGUUUGUUCGCUAUUAUGAGACACCAGAGGAGGAGCGCGACAAACUCUUCAAUGUCAUCAGCUUAGAGUUCAGUCACACAAAGCUGGAGAACCUCAUCAAGCGGCCAACAGUGGUGGAUCAGGUCGACUGGGUGGACAACAUGUGGCCUCCCGAUCUGAAACAAAGACAGACCGAAGCCACCAACAUCAUCUCAGAGAUGAAAUACCCCAAAGUACAAAGGUAUUGCUUGAUGAGCGUCAAAGGCUGCUACACAGACUUCCACAUUGACUUUGGGGGAACCUCAGUUUGGUAUCACGUAUUUAAGGGACAAAAAGUGUUCUGGCUCGUGCCUCCAACCCCCUACAACCUGGCGCUGUAUGAAGACUGGGUUCUGUCAGGGAAGCAGAGUGACAUCUUCCUCGGGGAUCGGGCUGAUGGAUGCCAGAGAGUGGAGCUCCGACAAGGAUACACCUUCUUCAUCCCAUCUGGCUGGAUUCACGCCGUCUACACUCCCAUGGACGCGCUGGUGUUUGGCGGCAACAUCCUGCACAGCUUCAACAUUCCUAUGCAGCUCACCAUACAUGAGAUUGAGAACAGGACGAAGGUUCACUCCAAAUUCCGUUUCCCUUUUUACUAUGAGAUAUGCUGGUAUGUUGUGGAGAGAUACUUUCACUGCCUAACCAAGAGGUCCUACCUUUCUCAAGACAUCCGCAGGCAAAAUGUUGACUUCGAUCUGAAGGCUAAGACAGAGAGCCCCUCCUCUGACUCCAGGAGUCAGGACAUGAACGAGGACUCGUUCGGGGUUCACGGAAGGGAUGAGCAUGGAGACAAACCGGAGAGAGCUGCAGAGGACGACCCCUGCUCGCCGGACGUCGGGAAGGGCCCGCCCCUCAAAGCUGCUUUAUCUGUCGACUCCGAGGACAGCUGCAACCCCAGCUCCGUUUUUCUGGAUACGCCCAAAACCCCGUCAGACUCUCCGGCCUCAGAACUGCAGACCAAAUGGACCCAUCUAACACAGUUUGAGCUGAUCGGACUCAGGACUCUGGUGGAGAAGCUGGAAUCCCUCCCUGAAAAUAAGAGAUGCAUUCCAGUGGGAAUAGAAAACCCUCAAGGGCUCCUGGAAGACAUGAAGGUUGUUUUGAAAGAACAUACCGACGACGACCCCAAGUUAGCAAUCUCUGGAGCUCCUGUGGUGUUCUGGCCAAAGAAAACUGCAAAGCCUCGGCCUCCCAACCGUGUGAAACCCAAGAUGGCAGCCUCUCCUGCAUCGGCGGUCAAGCUGUCAGCCAGCCGGGGAACAUCUGGCGCCCGGAGGAGAAGGACGCGCUGCCGAAAGUGCGAGGCCUGUCUGCGGACGGAGUGCGGCGAGUGCCACUUCUGUAAAGACAUGAAGAAGUUCGGAGGGCCCGGCCGAAUGAAGCAGUCCUGCAUCAUGAGGCAGUGCAUCGCUCCCGUGCUCCCACACACGGCGGUGUGUCUCGUCUGUGGAGAGGCUGGAAAGGAGGACACAGUGGAGGACGAGGAGGAGAAGUUUAACCUGAUGCUCAUGGAGUGCUCCAUCUGCAACGAGAUCGUUCAUCCUCACUGCCUCAAGGUUAAAGAUUCAAACGGGUUGGUCAAUGAUGAGCUCCCAAACUGCUGGGAGUGUCCCAAGUGUAACCACGCAGGGAAGACGGGGAAAGCCUCAAAGCAAAAAAGGGGGCCAGGGUUCAAGUAUGCGUCCAACCUCCCCGGUUCGCUUCUGAAAGAACCACGCUUAAACCGGGACUCUAGAGAGGAGCCGGAGCCUGCCACGGUGCCCACAGCGGUAGCCGUUCCCGGUUUGACUACCACCGCCUCUGCAGUGAAGAGAAAAGUGGAGCAGGAGGUGGCGUCUAAGAGGAGUGAGGAGGAGCCUCCGAAGAAACGUCCCCCGCUGCUGUCUCUGGACGCCUUGUCUCGACCACGACUGGAGGACAAUCCGCUGAGGAAAAAAAGGAAACUUUUCGAGACCAACGAUGAGCCUAUGAUUGUGAAAAAAAAGAAGAAGCUUUGCAAACCUGACGAUCCAUUCAGUGCAAAGCUGCUGCGUCACAUCGCCGCGGAGAAUGACCACGAUGAGGAAAACGAGGAGCAGGUGGACCACGAGGAGGACGGACUGUCUUUGGAUGGGAUGCACUUCAAAGAGAAGAAGAAGUACGACGGCGACGUUCAAGACGACGACGUGGAGCAAGGGGAGAUAGUGAGGAAGAGGGACAGUAUUUUGGAAGACAAAAGUAAAGUGCUGCUAAGUCCUUUACUGAGAACGUGUGCAGCCUCAGACGGCGAUCAUUUGGCUUUGAACUCUCCCAGAGCUGGACCGAGCGGGGAGCCAGGAGAUGCUCCCGAGAAAAGUCCUGCUCAGCUUAAAGCUCGGCACCAACGCCGACGCUUCUCCAACAAGGAGGCCGGCAAAGAGUCCAGUCAGGAGAGCAUAAAGACAGAGGACGCUCCCAACCAAAAGCUCGCUAUAGUGAAGAUGGAGGAGAGUUCUCCCAACUACAACCGCCGACCCUUGAAGAACGAGGAUUCGGUGGUUAACCAGAACUGUAAACCAAUAAAGACUGAAGAUGCAGCUACUAAGCGUGCUCUGAAGGUGGAAGACGGCAGGCCGAAUCUCAACAGACCGCAUCUAAAAAUGGAAGAAAGUCUGACAAACCAGAACCACCGACCGGUGAAACCAAAGACGGAGAAUGAAGCAGACAACCAGAAGCCCAGAUGGCCUCUGAAUAACGGCAGCAGCGAUCUGGGUGAUUGGCUGCGGCACCGAGGGCUGGAGGCUAACGGGACGCCGCGCGGCUACUCGCCGCUCAGCUGGAACAGGGGCUCGCCGAUCACGCCGAUAUGUCACCGACCAGUCCCGCGCCGAUCGCCGCCGAAAUGCAUCCAAAUGGAGCGCCACGUGAUCCGGCCCCCUCCCAUCAGCCCGCCGCCUGACAGGCUGCCGCUGGACGACGGCGAGGCUCACGUGAUGCGGCGGGAGAUGUGGAUGACGGUGUUCGGCCACCUCACUCACAGAGACCUCUGCGUCUGCAUGCGCGUUUGCAGAACGUGGAACCGAUGGUGCUGCGACAAAAGGCUGUGGAAGCUCAUCAAUCUGAACCGCUGCAAGUCCAUCACUCCUCUCAUGCUCAGCGGGAUCAUACGGAGGCAGCCGGUGGCUCUGGACCUCAGCUGGACCAACAUCUCCAAGAAGCAGCUGAGCUGGCUCAUCAACAGACUUCCAGGUCUGCGUGUGCUGCUGCUGUCGGGAUGCUCCUGGGUGGCCGUCUCUGCUCUGUGCACCUCCAGCUGUCCUCUUCUGCGAACGCUGGACGUUCAGUGGGUGGAAGGACUCAAAGACGCCCAGAUGAGAGACCUGCUGUCUUCACCCACAGACAACAGGCCAGGUCAGUUAGACAACAGGAGUAAGCUCCGUAAUGUGGAGGACCUGCGUCUGGCAGGCUUGGACAUCACCGACACCUCCCUGCGCCUCAUCAUCCGCCACAUGCCGCUCUUAUCUAAGCUGGACCUCAGCUACUGCAACCACAUCACCGACCAGUCUGUCAACAUCCUGACAGCCGCCGGCACCACCACCAGAGACUCGCUCACUGACAUCAACCUCUCAGUGUGCAACAGGGUCACCGACCUGUCUCUGACCUAUUUCAAACGCUGCGGGAGCAUCUGCCACAUCGACCUGCGCUACUGCAAGCAGGUGACCAAGGAGGGCUGUGACCAGUUCAUCGCAGAGAUGUCCGUCAGCGUGCAGUUCGAGCUCAAAGAAGAGAAACUCCUGCAGAAGAUCAGCUGAGAGGACGCAGUUGAACUUUUGUCCACAUGGGGGCAGCAGUUAAGCAUUCUUGUGAAACAGGGCAUUGAGCUGCUGAGCUGGGUUUUAAUGACAGAAAUCCAGCUGGGAACAAAAAAAACUAUUAUUACCGUUCCUGUUUAUAAGUUAUUUAUUCCUAACUGACUGAUUGUACAGACCUCUGUUAUCCCAUGGUGUUUAUUGACUAGUUUCCGUCCAAAUGCAAAGUUUAUUGCAUUUUAGAUGAAUAUUUUUGUAUCAGAAAGUGUUUCAUACAUUUAUGUGCAGUAUUUAAUGCACCACUCUACUGUAACAUAGCCCUAAAAAGGAUAAUCAGUCGGCGUUACUGUUUAGCUGUCAAGAUGCAAAAAAGUUUAAUAAUUAUUUGUGGCAAACUUUGGAUAUGUGGUCAUGUGUGUGUGCUUUUUUUUAAUUUUUAUUUCUAAAAUAUACAUAUCUUGGGCAUGUUUUAUGUUCCCAAGAUUUUAUUGGACACAGAUACUGUGUAUUUUGUUUUAUCUAUAUGAUAAUAGUAUGUCUGGAUGUGAUAAAUAGCAGAGACAUCUCAAAAACUUAUUUGCACUUACAUAAUAUGUACACAUGAAUGUAUUCUCACAUAUACUACACAGUGUAUAGUGUAUAAAGCAUAUUUUUACACCACUAAAGUGUUUAGCUAGUUUUACUAACUGCUUGUAUUUGACUGUGUAAUCUGAGGUCGUCCAUGCACAGUAAGCGCUCCAUUUUUUGGUAUUAUCGGUGCUUUGAGGAGGAGAGCUCAGCUUUUAGCUCAGCAUGCAGCAGACACGAUUCACAUCCGUCCCUUAGAUUCUAUCUAACCGCCUGUUUAGUCAAACCCAAACAAAUAACAGUCAUGGAUCAGUCAUGAUUUAAAAUAUGAGCAGGAGAAGAAAUAUAUAUAUAGAAAUUCUGUGGAAAAACCCCCAGUUUUAUGUAGAUUUGUAGAUUUUCUUUGACAUUUUAAUCAUUCCCAGAUUGGUUUUGAUUUUUUUAUGACGUGAUUGUACGUUAAAUGAGACUAAAGACUAAACAAAUAUUUUUUUUAAUAAAAACAAAAGAUUCAAGGCAGAUUUUUGCACUUUUAAACAUAAGGAGGGUGCAGCUUAUUACUGAGAGAUUUAUCAUUUCAAAGACUCCUGUGAAAAAAUGUAUGCAUACUCCAGUUUGUGUUUUUCAACUUUGUUUUGAAGUUUUUAAGAAAUGUUUGCAAAGUUUUGAUUUUUAAGAAUUGUUUCUCAGUUUGUUACAAAGUACUAAACCAUCCUUUUGAUCGAUUUUAUACGUUUUUCAAGUAUUUUUGAACAUUUUUUUUAACCUUAUUUGUUUUUUAUUGACAUUUUGUGUACGUUUUAAACACCAGUUCAUGUUUAUCCAGUUUGAUGGAUGUGUUUACAUUAAGGAUUUAAGUUUUAUCCGUAAGAAUUAUUUCUUGAAUAUACAUUUCAUUUGUUUAUCUAUACAUAUUGUACAUGUAAAGUCUCUAGGAGAAGUCAACAUUUGACAUAUUAAAAACAUUUUAAAUACUAA
Messenger RNA from Oryzias melastigma (Indian medaka), 5853 nucleotides. RefSeq names its product lysine-specific demethylase 2B (gene kdm2bb). Gene Ontology annotation, molecular function: zinc ion binding; protein binding; DNA binding. The record is from RefSeq and is a predicted model, not a curated record. Gene Ontology annotation, biological process: protein demethylation; regulation of transcription by RNA polymerase II. Lineage: Eukaryota; Metazoa; Chordata; Actinopteri; Beloniformes; Adrianichthyidae. The transcript is spliced from 21 exons. The coding region runs from base 139 to 4311 and encodes 1390 amino acids.